CGUCACCGUCGACAGACAGCCGCGCGCUCGCGAAACACCGCCGAAAUAAUACGCACGUCGCUUGUGCCGAAAGAUAAUACACGCCGACCUAACCGGACCUGGCCAAACCUGCAGACCUGGCUGAACCUAUCACCGGCGCGUCGUCCACGUCCCGGUCCGUCAGGGGAAAUAACCCGCGGAAUUCACGACGUUUAUCCGCGCGCGAUGUGAUUCGCCUCGGCCGACCGUACUGAUGUGAACUAUGACCGCGGUGGCCGUCGUCCGUGUUGCAGGUCAUGGACCGGACAACCGCGCGCUCCGGAGUACUUUGGUCACUUAUGCUGUUGCUGCUACCAUUGUCGCCACUGUUGACCGCGGUGGCCGCGCAGGCGACAAUGGUUGGCAACGCCGGUGGCCCGUGGCGUCCGCAGAGGUUUUCCGCAUCGGACGCCGUCGUCGACCCAGACGACCGGUCGCUGGACAACGAGAUCAUCGAGGAUUACGCCAAACUGCCGCGGCCACCGACACCUGGCGUCGAACAAUUUUACGAUUACACGGCCUCCUUAUACAGUUGAGUGGUCAUUUUUUUGUUUUUUUUUUUUUUUUUUUAAGUCCGGUAAACUCAACAAAACCAACCCGUGAAAAAUGCCAAACUAGGACGCCCUCAAAUAUCAAAAAUAAUCUAUGUACCGGUCAUAGAUUUUAAAAAAAAUGACCGGGCUACUCCUGUAUAACCAUCAUAAAGAGACGUGGCAACGGAUGCGAAAGAGAGAACGACUACAGUACAACAUAAUAUAGGAUAUGUCUGCUUAUUUUUGUUCUAGCAAAGGCCAAAGGGAAUUAAUAUUAAUGUUUAUAUCCACGUAAGAAGUUCUCUUGAUCUAUCCAUUCUUGGAUGGACUCCAUAAUGUGGAGGUAUCGACCUACUCAGGAUAUAGGCACUAAGUACUAGGGUUUUGAUCCAGAGCGAUUUAGUCAAAACAGAAAACGGUUUCUUGGCGUACAAUUCGUUUUCUCUGAGUCCAACUAUACCCAUAUCAGCUGAUAGGUUAGAAUAAGUUUACACGAUUUAUGAUUUUCUUUGUCUGAGCUACACGAUUCGCUUUGAAGCAAAUCAUGAUAAUCGGUUGCUCUGGAUUUUAACUCGUUAGGUAGAUAUAUAGGUAUCCCAUACCGAUUUGACGUUUCAAAUUGCGAAUGGAAGGAUAACGUUUUCGGUGAUCAUAAUAGAGUAAUCAUUAUACAUGUAAUAUAGUAUUUAUGCACUCGCGUAUGUUGUAACUAUAUAACAUUAUACUUUCGGUUUUUUUUUUUAGAUUCUGAGUGGAGCGAAGAAUGUAUUGGUUUUACAAAGAUGUUUAUUUUUUUUAUUUGUUUUUUUAUAUUGUGUACAAAAAUUCGACUAAAAAUCUUGAUCCGAUUUAUACGCAUGGCACCAUUUCUGAAAUAAAUUAUUGUUCAGCUGGUACUUUAUGGAGAUUUUUUUUUGAUUUUCCAAUCGGUUUUCAUAAUAUCUGGGAAAAACCAGGAUAAAAUGUACAAAAUUAAUGCUUUUAUUAUUUUAUUAAUUUUGUUAUUUGUUGUAAUUCAGUUGAAAAUAUUCGUAGGGACUUGAAUUUGAAAAGAAAACUUAUAUUUGACUUUUCUAAAUGUGGUCAAAUUUUCAAAAAAUUUAAGCUAUCUUUGACAUAAUUAUAGACAUUUUAAUUUUGUGAGUUUUGUACGUAAUUUUUAUUCGGUAGGUAAUCUGUGGUAAAUUGUUAGACUUAACAGAAAUGCUUGAUAAUUAAACAGGAGGUGCAUUAAGUUUUACUUUGUAAUAAAAAAAAAAAAAUUUAAUGUAGUAAUUUUUUUUGUAAAGAAAUUUUGAUAUUAAAUUUUGACGAAAAUCUUUCAAGUGAAAUAUUAUGUGGAACAAAUCUAAUUUUUCUAUUUUUUGUUUUGAAUAUAUGUAUAUUACCGAUUUAAGAACGACGAUGAAGUAAGAAUUGAGUAUAUUUUCGAAAUUAUAGUUUUUUGAAAUUCUGAUAUUAUGCGGAUAUUAUAUGUUAUGUUAAAGAACUAUAUUAUAUGGUCAAAUUUAAAUGUUUGUCGAAGUCUAAUGGUUAUAGAUGCCUUUUGUUAUCCUAAGGAUCACGAGUUCAAACCCGUAUUUUAAACAAAUUUGCAUUUAUUUUCUCCCUUUACCUAAACAGGGAGAAACCAAAUGCAUUUUAGGUGUACCCAGAGACCCAGCUAUCAGUCACUCGGACUAUUUUAAUGGAAAAAUACCCCUCGAUUUGUUGUGUACAUUUUUCUACCAAAAAUCUUGCUCUAAUAUUUAAAUGUAGCACUUUUUCUGAAGGAAAUCGGACUGGGGCGGUUCCUUAGGGAGGUCAUUUUUCGAUUUUCCCAAGAGUUUUCCUAGAAAAUGUGAAAAACCGAGAAAAAACAAGAGGAAAAUCGGUACGAUAUUAAACUGAUAUUAUUAAAGAAAAUAUAUAAUGCCUAUUAAAUUAUUUUACUUGGUUUAUUGUUGAUUACAGGCAUACAUUAAAUUACCUAUAACAGUGGCUGCACCCGUCUCCAUUAUCCUAGGAUGUAUUUUUUUGAAUUGACCACAGUAUUUUUUAAUAACAUUUUACGCAAAUGUACAUAUACCUACGACAUGUGUUACCGUCUGUAAUAAUUCUUCGCAGUGAUUUGGCAACUAUACGCUUCGUCGCCGUAUCACUAUUUUACACAUAAUAACCUAUAUAGGUACUCAUACGGUUGUAAUUAGAUACAUAGUAAAAUCCAUACACUAUACAUAUACAUAUACUUACUAACUUAUUAAGUUAUGUGCAUCGUGUUUUAGUGGCGAACGUCGAGUACGUACCUAUGUCGGCUAACCCGGUCACGUCUCGUGGUAUAUAGGCGACAGUAAUUUUGUGCACUGCAGCGUAGAAUAUAAUAAUACUCGAUUACGCAAAAGUCCUCUCCAAUUUGAUCAUUCACAAAUCACAAUAGCGUUUUAACGACAGCACAAAUGUUUAUUAUCUACUCAGACCAUGUUUUGAAAAGACCAGUUGUCUGAAAAAAUGUAUAAAUCAAUUAUUACUAUACGAUAUCAAUAACAUACCUUAAUAUUUAUAAACGUAAUAGCUGGUUUUGGAACGAAAAAAUUAAAAACGCAUUUUCUUGUGCCUCCUCGUUUCCAUCCCUGUCCAGUAAACCAUUGGUUUUCUAAUAAUUUAUUAAAAGAGGAUCUUUCUUUCCCUUGAAGAUAAAAUUAUCAAAUUUGUUUCAUUCGUAUCAUCCAGGUAACCCACAAUUAACAAAAAUAUUUCAAUUUUCGUAUCAAAUAUACCAAAAACCCAAUGUGAACUACUCCUUAAUGAUAGAAUUUUGGAAACCAGACUUCAAGUUGCGUACGGACCCGUUAAUACACUUCUGUACAUACAUUUUCAAACCUCUGUGUGCGAUAGAUACGGCUGUACAUCGUGCACAGACAAACAGACAGAAAGACAAGACAGAGCAUAGAAUAUAAUAUCUAGUUUAUGAAAUAUAAUGUACGAGAUGUAUGAUAAUAUUUUGUUUUAGAGCUAGUUUGCUAAUACGGACAUCGUUGUAAACGAAGUCUAUAGUAAUUUCUAUAGUAAUAUUAGUGGCGUCUCUUGGGGAGCUUUGAUCCAUUUAAUCUAAUUUUCAGUUUUAUUUUAAUUCGGAAUUUCGGUUGAUAUCUGGGUUUUGGGUCUGGAAGAAAAAUAUAAUCAAUCAAAUGUAAAUUUUAUGUUUAAGUUACAUUUUAAAAUCAAUGAAAGUUGAAUGAAAAAUAUGUUUGACAAGAUUUCGUUCAAAUAGUUUUAAAUUUUUAGAACUUAAAUUAUCGAAAAAGAAAAUGUUUUUUUCGUAAAAUUAGUUAAAUUAGGUAAUACAAGUAUACAACGUGUUGUGAUUUAUAAAAGUUGACGAUUUUUUUAUCUAUACAAUUUUUUUUCAAUUUUUAGAACAUUGUGUUUAAUAAUUAAUGAAUGGCUGAAUGGAUGUUUUGUUACAAUUUUGGGAUAUUAUUAAAUUCAGUUUUAUUCCAUUAGUAAUUAUGUUAUAAGUUGUCUUUAUUUUGGAAUAUAACUUAUUAAUUUAUCACAUAUAGACAUGUAAGUAAAUGAUGAACAAUAACUAUAGUUAUAAAUGCAUAAGUUACUUUUUUUGAUAACUUAUAACUUUACUAGUUAAAAUAAAAUGAAACGUUAGAAAAUAAUGUUUAACUUAAUUAUUUCUUUUGUAUAAAUAGUUGUAAUUUAAUUCAUUUAUUUUGCAAAAAUUUAAGUUAUGUUUAUAAGUAUUUGAUGUCAAUUUUUUAAAUGUUAUUUACGAAUUUUUUAUACAGGUGUAACAAUAAAUUGUAUACCGGGGUAUUUCACAUUUAUUUUUCUGCAAAAAAAUUACGUAUUUAUGCGUGAAUAUCAUGAUCAGAUUACCAGUCGAUUAUAUGGCCUUUUUUUAGGAUAACUUAUAGUUGAAAAAAUUGAUUUACUUGCCCGGCGUUUUAUCGAUAACUUUACCAAUAUAAUAACUGAUAGUUUCAUCAAUACUAACUUGUGAUCAACUAUCAUUAUAAAUCAUUAUACAUUUUUUCUUUUACCAUAAAGAAACAAUUUCACGCGAUAAUAACACCGAUAGAUUUAUUAGUAUAAGUAUUAGAUAAUAGAAUUAUGUAGGAAAAUCUGUAUCAUUUUUAUCGUAUGGUACAAUAAUAUAUUAAGUAUAUUAAUUUUGUGUUUUGUGAAUUAGUUUACGACAAGGUUAUUAAAACUGCAACCUACUUAGAUAUUUUAACGUAAUAGCGAAUAUUAUAAUCAUGCUAUACUAUCGAAAAGAGACAGAGGAGAAAGAUAAACUACAAUGACCGCCAUCCACCAUCGAGAAUAAUAAUAUAAUAUAAUUUAUUUGUAAUUAUUUUAUCGGCCAAUAUUGAUACGGAUCGAUUUUUUGACCUAAUAAACGAAAUUCACUUGCCUAUAGUAAUAAACGACAAAUAAAAAAAAAAUUUUUUUAAGCCCGGAGAAAAUCUUUUAAAACAUUAUUGUGAUCCGGGGAAAGUUGCAGACGGCUUCCACGACGAUAAUAAAGUAAAUAAGGUACCUACUAAAUUUAUAAAGACUAAAUGAAUGAUUCGAAAUGAUGUUUUAAAUUUAUUGUUCAAUUCUAAUUAUAAUUCGAAUAAAUCUUUCAUUUGAAACGAUAGUAAAGAAAAAUCGCGUACUAUGAUGAGUUCGUGGUUUCUAUAUUGAUAGGUACGUCAAAAUCCGCGGCGAGUCAAUAAUAAAAAGCAUCUGAUAAUAAAUUGACGUUUUCGUUCGAAUCGAAUGCAUUCAUAAACCGACAACACUCCGAUAAUAAAUACAGGGCGAUUAUUUUGUAUCACGAACUGGGGAUUUUUUACAAAGAUAUCGAGUAAAUCGAUUUUGUUUCUUUUGUUUUCCAAUCAAUAUUAUAUUAUUAUUCUUCUCGGGGUCAUCGAAUUACUUAUAGGAUUGCACACACCCAAUUAUCCCUGUCGUCUGUUCUUAUAAUUUCCAGUCUGACCCUUUAUUUGAAGAUAACACGUCUCUUCUCAUCACAUUUUCCUAUUUCAAAUGGGUUCUUCCAAAAGUUUAUUUUUCCUUCCAAUGCGUCCAUUAGAAUUUACCAAACGUAAAAAUAGAUUCUGAACCAUUGGAAGUGUAGGCUUUGUACAGUCUACUAUAAAGUUAGGUUAGGUUAGAUUAGGAUCUUCUACUGUUAAUCGUCACAUAUAUCGAAUGUGUCCAAUAUAUUACGUUUCGUUCCUAGAAAUCUAGUUCUUUGAUUUUUUUUUUCUUAUUCUCGAUCUCCUUCUGUUUCACUAGACCAAAAAUUUCCCGUAGAAUUUUUCAUAUAGUUUUUUUCCUCCAUUUUCCAAGUGAACGAUAUUAUGGCAUUGUGUUCACGGUAAGAUAAACAAUGGAACCAUUUUGAAAAUAUUUCAAUUUAAAUGUAGGACGUAGGUAUAUCAUAUUAUAUAAAAAGAAAAACCGAAAUCAAUCGUACACAAAACGUUCGUAGAAAAUUACCGGUUCGUGAUAAAACAAUCACGCUGUAUACAUUACAGUCCAACCCAGUGCGGGCCCGAAUAAUGGCUUGGCUACUAUUUUAUUAUAUAUUAAAACAAUAUAAUGAGGAGACACUUUGUUUGGUGUUUGAAUAUUCACAGGACAAUAAAGUUGUGUUCAGUAAAUAAUAAUAACAGUACAAAAGAGCUCGUAAUUAACGAGUCGGCAGUGUUAUCGAUAAGUAUACUGUAAGUCUGUGAUUGACACUGAAAAACACACCAGGCCUAUUUUGAUAUUAUAUACUGUUAUAAAAAAUAACUAUGACAUUUUUUGAAUAAUUAUAUUUCAAUGGAAAAUCAUAGAUUUUAUUACGGUGUAUUUUUUCUACUCGUAUUUGUAGCCUUUCGAAUCUAGGUUGCAGUAUUUUGGAAGUAAUAUUUUUGAUUUUAAUUGUAGUUAUUUUAAUAAUUUCAAAACUAGAGAAAAAAUGUAGGAAAUAUAGAAAAGUUUACAGCAAUAACGGUUUUAUUAUUUUAGAUUUUAUUUGUUGUUAUUUGAUUAAAAAUAACCACAGAAACCUGACAUUUUCACAAGAUACUUAUAUUUUUCCUUGAAAUUUUGAUUUUUUUCUUUAGUUUUAUGUGGAUACGAUUAUCUAAUUUAGUGACAAAAAAAAAAAUUGAGUGUAAUAUAGUAAGACAUGUUUUAUUUAAGUUCAAAUUUUGACAAAAAUCGUAAAAAUCAUAGGAUUUAAAAAAUAUGCUUAACCAAACUUCACUCAGAACCAUAGUUUUUCAGCAAUGAUUUAUCGUUGUGAAUACUGAUGUAAAUUAAAUAAGUCUCAUGUACACUACCUUCCGAACUUCGCAUCUAUCUUCUUUUUUUUGUGCUCAUGUAAUUUGAUUUGCCUUAUGAAUUUAGACUUGUUAUACCACUUAACUGCUGAAUAAAUAUGGCCAAUAUUCAGCAGCAGGAGUUUUUUUAGACCGACUCGUACAGUGGUACAUGGUAUUUAACGGGGCUAUCAAACAACGUUAUCAACGCUAAAAUUUAACAUCGAUAAAAAGUUAUCGAUCAGUUUUUCUCUACACAUUAAAUUAUCAAAUACCUAUAAGAAAACCUGUAAAUACGACAUUGGAGUCGUGUGUGAAAAUAGCUAUAUCGUCGCCUUUUCGUCUUUGUUUCAGUGGAGAAGAUGGUCCGUCGCUGGGCGCCGCUCAUAUGGCUGGCACCGGACGAACAGUUCCUUCCCGGUUCCGUAUCGGACUUUUUAAAUCAUGUGACGCCCAGGCCGCCCAGGACCUCACAGGACCCACAACAAUUGCUCCUACAAUCCAAAGUGCCCAUGGGUCCCGAAUCACAGACGUGGUUCUUGGUCACCAAGUCCGAAAUAGGUGCGUAUUAUACGUCACCAGAAAACGUGUUAUUCGUAAUAUCAAAUGAAAAUAAGUCGACGUUUUCAAAUAACUCAAAAAAAAUCAGAAAUAUUUUGAAAAUUAUGCGCACUACGUUCUGUAAAAAAUGGUAGUAUUCCGUUCCAAGACUAGUAUUGCAGGUCUUACGAUAGUAUUAUUUAACAUUUCUUACCGAAUAACCAACAAAAGAACAAAAAAAAUAAAAAUAAAUAACUUGUAGGAGGUUUAAAAUAAAAAGAAAUAAUCUUUUCCUUAUACGUAAAUAUUAUCGUAACAACUCUCGGUGACAACAUAUAGACUCUGUGGCGCUUGUCUGGGGAAGUGUAAUGCGUAUAACCGUAACGGAUAUUGUGUAUAAAUUAACGGUAUUAUAUAUAUAUGUGUGUACUGAAAAUGUUACCCAACGGGUUUGGUUAAAUGUUAUGCGUUAUUGUUUUUCACCUCCGAAUGAACACAAUAUUUCCGCGGAUGACUGUGCGGUUUCGAGACUAUACCGAUGGCCUCGUAAACUAGGUACAAGUCUGGGAACUAAAAUACUGCAUAAUGAAGCGAUAAAAUUAUGUAAUUUCACAUUUUUUGGAUAAUACGUCACGUGCAAAUGAUAAAGUUCUAUAACUAUUGUUUUUUCGAAAAAUUGUUUUUUAAUAAAAUAUUUUUUUAUAGAAAAAAAAUAUAUACAUUUUUUAAAAAUUACUAUGAAGUUUUUAUCUUAGUAUGCCAUCGAGAUAUUCAAAAUGAAAUGGUUUAUUUUAAAUAAUAAAAAAAAAAUUGAUUUGUUUUUAUAUAAACAAAAUAGAACCUUCUCAGAGUGAAUUAUCAUUAAUUUGGAAGUAAUUGGGUCUAUCUACUGAUUACGUGUUUAUAUGUUUUGAAAAUGAAAGAGUACAAUAUACAACAGUAGGUUCUACAAUAAUAUUAAUAAUAUAAUAAUAUUGUACAAUAUUAAUAUCAAUAUUGUAUAAUAUACAAUGUAAUCAUAUUGUGUUUUUAAACAAUUUCAUAUCAGUGACCUAGAUACUUUUCAUUCUCAGGUAACGUAUCCAGUGACCAGUGUACUCAAAGAUUAAUCAAACUAACUGAAACGUACUUUGUUUUAAUUAUAAGGGAUUGGGUACCGAGAUUUUUUAUAUUAUUUAUAGGACUAUAAAACAUACCCAGCAUACGAAUAUUUAGAUCAAUUUCCCUUCGAUCAAUCCGAUUGAUGUAGUAAAGAAGCGAUAAGAAUUCUGAAAAUAGAUUUCAAUAUUCAUCUGAAGUGUCGAACCUCUCGAGAUUGGUUGGACCACUUUUUCAAAUUUCCGUCCUUGAUAUUUAAAAAAAAUUAAAAUGUAUAUAUAUAUAAAAGAUUAAAAUUCAAUUUGGUUAGUUAGUCGAGAAGAAAAUUAAUCAACUACCUAUAGAUAGUCAAGUAAUCAUCAAGUUGAAAUAAAAAUUAAUUUUUAGUAAAUUAAAAAUAAUAACCGAAUACUUAUUGUACUUUAAUAUUAUUAAGACGCUACGAGUAUAAUUAUUAGUAAUACAUUAUUACUAGUAUAGUUUUGGUUUUGAUGGGUGUUUAUUAAAAAAAAAAUAACUUUUUUCCACCACAAUAAUUACCUUAUAUUAUUAUUUCAAACGUAUGUACUACUUUUGAAUGUUUUAGACUUUUUGAAUAAUUACAGUUUACAUUAUAAUAGUAUUGUAUGUUUAAAUUUUAUCGUUUUUAAACAGUUUCUCUAAGCGGUUUUAGCGAUUCGACGGGUGACCCGUCCGGUUUUUAGAAAAUUACGCGACCAUUAGGUAUAUUUUUGCAUUUUGACAAAAACUAUCUAAUACUAUUAUAGCUAUAAUAUUUUUGUCCGUGAAAACCGCAAAUAAGUGAAAAAACGUUUAUCAAAAUUACAUUGUUAUGCCGACAAAAAUAUAAAUAAUAUAUUGUUAUCCACUUACAUUUUACUUGUUAAUCUGUAUAAUAUAUUAGGCGUAUAAUAAAAAUAAUUACAGCUGUUUUACAAUGUAAAACACUUAAAAUGUAUAUAAUUAUCCGAACGUUAAGUUAGAUUAGGUUAGGUUAGUUUUUAAUUUUUUAGCAAUGGGGAAACAUUGUGCAAACAAAUCGCUCACUGCUCUCGGAAUAAACCAGAAAAACCAGGUGCCUCUGGUAUUUUUGGUUUAGAAAUAUGUCUUACAGGAAAAACUCUUUUGCCUCGUAGAGGGGUCCGAUAAAUAUUUUUUGCCGGAAAGAUGAAGACUUCCUACAUACCGCAUUGAAUGUUGUUUUUAGUAUUUUCUUCUUAAAAUGUAUAAUGUCUUUUAUGAAAAAAAGGUCAAAUUUCAACUUUUUUUUACUAACUUUUCAAUAUCUGUAUUAUUUGAAAUCGAAUGAAAAAUUGGAUUUCCUUGCGGUUUGUAGAAUUUUGUUUUUAAUCAAUGAAAAAUAAAGAAAAAAUACGGACAUACUUCCCACGAUUGAUGCAGCCACUGUUGUUGGUGAGAAGUUGGGAAUGUAGGAUAUAGAGGGGAAAUUAAUUUGUAUCUGUAAGCAAAGAUAAACUAUUGAUAAUAAAAAAAAAUGAUUCUGAGCAGAGUUCAGUUGAUAGUGCUUUUAUAGAUGCUUUGUCAACAAUAUGUGUGUAAUAUUAUAGUGAAAUAAUUUUGCAUUCCAUAGAUAUUCAAAUAAUCUAUUAUAUAACUAUUCAGAAUUAUGUUUAUUAUUAUUAUUAUUUAUGAUUGUGUUCCGGUGGUUUUAAACACAUAAACGCGUUUCCUUAAUCCUAAUCAUACUGUUAUGUACUUGUUAGAGCAUAUUAUAACAAUACAUAUUAUGGUUGAAGGGAAUGUUUUAUACGUGGUCUGAGUAUGCAAAAUAAAAAACAAUAGACUCGAUGUGCGUGAACCGGAUGUUUUUUAUUCGAGCUAAAAAAUAAAAUAAAAUUUAAACGAUACGUAAUUUUCUUUCCGUCCCUCGAUCUAUUCGAAAAUUGGUCUUAUAGUUGUAUACUUGCAACUUGCAAAUGUAUACUCUUCAUCAAAUCAUCUAGAGAUUAUUUUGCAAAUCAUACAAUAUUAUUAUCUGUACUUAAUUGAGUUACAGUAGCGAAAGUUUUUAACUAACCGUAAUUAUAUUAUUUUAUAAGUAAAUAGUAAUUUGUUUUCAAUGCGAACCAGAUUAUACUGUUUUUUUUUUUGUAUUUUAACACGGCCAAUUUCGAGGGAAAAGGGAGGGUUGAAGUCUCCCUAUCAAGAUCUUGGGUACGCCAUUAAGCAAAUUCACCAAAAUAUGUCAAAUUGAUUUUCAUUGUCAGGAAGUUGUUGUUGACUUUUGAUUUUUUCCAUGUGUUCGCAGGACAAUUGUUGGAAAAUAGCACUUCCGUGCUGUACGGGCAAAACCCGAAUGCGACACAGGUACCGGUGUAUGCGUAUGUGACCGAAUGUGGUCGAAAAAAGUUCCACGUGUCGUAUUGGCUGUUUUUCCCGUUUAGUCAAGGCAAGCCAAUAUGCACGCUGGACAUGGGCGUUUUGGGUCCGCUUCCGCUGCCCGUCAUCAACAAUCGAUGUUUCGGAACCCUUAAGGAAUUCGGUAGCCACGUCGGUGACUGGGAGCACAUGAGCCUCAUGUUUAACGUGAGUACAAAAUACGAGUAUUUUUUUGUAAGUCGUAAACCGCUAAAACGGUGAUUAAAGGUGAGCACGUAGGUAAUAAUAGCAAUUUUCCACUAUAUAAUAUACGUAGGGCCACGACGAACCAGAUGAAAUGUACGUAUCGGUGCACGACGCCGGAGCGUUUUAUCGGUUUGACGGUAAUCGUCGGAAGUUCGUGUUCGACCGGCAGGAAGUGCGCAAAGGAUUUUUACAAAAGCCGAAGUUCCCUGAAGUAGUGCACCUGACAAACGAAGGGAAUCACCCGGUUCUGUUCGCCGCCAAAGGAUCUCACGGACUUUGGACUGCUCCAGGUUAGUCUUCACGUCGAUAUAAUUACACUUUACAUGAGUUUAUUAUUAAGUUGAAAUAAACUCCUGUACCUACAGCUGAAAUGAUUUUCAAAAGUAAAUCGACUUUUAUAAGUAGGUCCUAGGCCUGUAUCCAGGAUUUUAUUUCGGGGAGGGCUGUACAAAAUGUAUAAACAUUGUUAUACCGUAAAAUAAAAAAAGUUGUCCUAGGGUAAUGGGAACGGGUGCAGCCACUGUUAUAGGUAAUUUAAUGUAUGUCUGUAAGCAACGAUCAACUAUUGCUAACGAAAAAACUACUCUGAGCGAAGUUUGGUUGAUAGUGUUGCUUUGUCAACAGUAUAUAUGUCAUAUUACGGUAAAAUAAUUACAUAUGCAUUUUAUAAUACUUUUUAAUACUAUUUGUUUAAUAUUGUGUCUAUUUUCCUGUUUUUCCUAUUUUUUGGAAAAAUCUUGAGAAAAUCAAAAAAACCUCCCCAGUUAGAUUUACUUUCAGAAAAAAUGCUAUUAUUGUAAAUUAGAGCGAAAUUGCUGGUUGAAAAGUUGUAUAAUUUAAUUUAAUUUAAUAUUGGGCUCAAUAAAACCGAAUACACGAAGCACUUUAUUGUAUAUUAUAUUAAUAUGGUUGUUGAAGACAAACGAUUUGAUAGCAAUAUACCUAAAUCUAUUAUUUGUCAUACUGACAUAAGGUCAGAACUAUUAAUGUUAUAAUUAUAUUUUAAAUUAAGUUUUCGGAGAGAAAAAGUUAUCUGUGAACAAGUUUUAGCGUUUACACUGAGAUCAUUAGUUGUGCACCAUGAAUACAAUUUAUUUAAAUCGGUUUAUAGUUUAGCAUAAUCAUCAAACGAAUUAAUUGGCAAAUAAAGUUUAGAGAUCAUCAGCAAAAAUUAAAAAUGUACAAUUUGUAAAGAUAUUGGUAACGUCAUUCAUAAAUAUUAAAAACAUUAAGGCUGAUAAAUUUUCACCUUAGAUAUGGAACCCCAGAUGUAACAUUAAUAUACGUUGAGAUAUAAUUAUCUAAUUUAAUUUGUUGAGAUCUGCCAAUUAAAUUCAAUUUAACCAUCUUAAAAUUGAACCAGAAAUACCGCUUGAUUCUAAUUUUUUUUAAACAAAAUAAGCUGGUCUACACUGUCGAAAGCUUUCCUAAUAUCAUUGUAUACUGCAUCUACCUAGACAUCUUUACUAACUAAUAUCACAAUAUAUGAAUAAUGUACAAGAUGAUUUGAUAUAUUCGAUUUAGCAUAGCAAAAGCCAUGUUGUUUAUCUGAAAUUAUAUUAGUAAACUCUCCUGCCAAUUUAGGUAGGUACUAACAUUUUUCCUAAGAUUUUUGGUAAGGUACACAGGCGUGAAAUAGGGCGAUAAUUACUGAUAAAAUCACGAUUACCCACUUUAAAGAUAGAGUAAACAUAACUAUUCUUCCACUUAACAAACAGUUAAUCGAGAGAUUAAAUUGGUGGUGUAUGAGACGCGAUAACGUAUAAUGGUAAUAAUCAAAAAUUAUUUUUGACAUUAAAUCUAAGCCACUUUUGUAGUCAUUGGACAAAUUGGGUCUCGAAUAGGUCUUGAAUUUCAGCCACAGUAAACUCAAAAUUACCAAAAUUGAUAUAUGAAUCAAAACCGUAAAUAGAAUUAUAAGUCUUAUUUAAUUGGGUAUAGACUGAUUUAAAAUAUAAUUUAAACAUAUUUACUGACUCAUCUAACCAAGCUACCGUAGUGACACCAUGGUAUUAAAUUUCUGUCUAUUUCUUACAAAAUUUCAAAAAUAUUUCGGAUUAUUUUUUAAGGAAGACUAUUUUUUCUAAGUGAUUUUCAUAACAUAAUUUAGAUAACAGUUAACAUUUUCUCCUUAUCAUACAGAAUUCAGUGUAAUAUGUAAUUAGAUAGGUUGACUUAUAAUAAUUUAUGUAAUUGUUUUUUUUUUUUUUGUAUUAUUAACGAGCGUAAAUCAAAGGAGAACCAUUUAGGAAACUUAUGAUUAUGUGAUCAAUUUUGGGAACCAAGUUUUCAAUUGUAUCUAAUAAUAUUUUAUAGAAGUUAUUCAAAGCAAUAUUUGUAUAAUUUUCCUAGACAUUAGACCAAUCAAAAUUAGCAAAAGUAAUAUGCAUAUCAUAAUAAUUAGCUUUUUUAUAACCCAAAUACAUAAUAUUCGAACAAACACGAUUAUCAUAAUUUGGUAAUCUACAUAAUCGAUCAGAUACCUUCAGAACAAGGUGGUAUUAAUCUAUCGGUAUAAUACUAUUAUCUAAUGGUAGAACAGAAAAAAAAAAUAAACAUCGUUGUAAAAUUAUAUUUAAUGUAUCAUAAAAUAACAUUUAUUAUAGUGUAUACACUAGGAACUAAAUGUCUGGAAGGUUAGGUUUAUAACUAAUAAAAGAUAAUUUAAGAUUAUUGAAGCGCCUUUCAUAGUCUAUGGAAACAUUUUUAGAUUUUUUUUUAAAAUUUCGGGGGUGGGGGCUGCAGCGCACUCAGCUCACCCUCCCAGUAAUACACUCACACUUAUAAGUAUAUGGAACGGGUUGAAUAAUAAACAUGAUUAUGAUUAAUGCAUUUUGAAUUAAAUAUCGAGAAAGCGAUUUAAUUGUAAGAGCAGUUUUGCUGCAACGAUAAAACGACGUAUAUAUAUGUACAUAUGACCUUGAAAUCAAUAAAAAAAAAAAAAAUUGUAUUAUUGUUAUUAUUUUACGUAUAAUCAAUACAAUAUAUUUCCUCUCGUAUGUGUUAAUUAUUUUAAAUCCUUGUAACUAUAUCCUUAUCCGUGCCUAUCAUAAUUCGUUUCAUGUAUUCCGGGUCUACUUAUUUCAAUAUAAUGUGGUAUUUUACGUCUAUGACACUUUAAAUCAAAUUCUCGUCGUGCAUUAGGUACCUCUAUCGUUUUCUCCUUUUGACUUUUAUACUAUGCCAAAUUUUCAUUUUUCCUUUAUUCUUUCCUGUACAGAUUUGGUUAUCUUUAAAUUUCUUAAAUUAUAAGCGUAUUGCGCACCAUAUUUAAAAAAAUUCACUAAUUUACUUUUAUUUUUUGUAUAUUAAAUAUAUUAUAUUAUUAUAAUAUUGUAAUCCGAUGGUUGAAUAAUGAUGGAAUUCUUGCAGGGAAACACAAAUACGUACGUAUACCGCGGUUGUACGACGACAGCGGUUACGGCAUGCCAUGGAAAACGUGGACGUGGGUGGAAGUCCUAAAGUCGUCAAAAAAACUUCCCGGCUGGAUGCAGUAUUACGGUAAAUGGGGUAACCCGCACAGUAAAUGUCAUCCGCUGUCCAAAGUGGGUUUGCAAAUUUGUCAGUUCACCGACGGGCCGACCGGUAUACCGAUGAAACCGCACGAUUUCCAAUGCCAAAACGCGACCGACUAACCGUAUCCAAUAGCUAGGACGCAUGGUAUCUAUAUAAUAUUCUGCCGCCGGAGAGAAAUCACUGGACGGACGGUCGCGAUGAAUAUCAACCAUGACCCGACUUUCGACGGUGGAACGUGUUCUAGGUCAUAUGUUGUUCUUGUUAUUGUUGUUUAUUGUUAUUUUUAUUAUUAUUAUUAUUAUUUUAUUUUUUUUUCGUAAACUACGCUAAACGUGAUGGGUCUCAGUAGUAUUAAGAACCAAAAAUCGUUACUGUCGUCGUACUCGUAUAUUAUGCAAGUAACGUUUUAAGUGAAAGUACUUAUAGGAGGACUGCCCAUUCCUCGGAUUUCCUGCAACGACAUUAUAAUAGUAUUUGUGAUUUUUUUUUUCUCGCCAUUCGCGCGUUUUAUUCUGUAAACAAACGAUUUUUGAGCGAGUGUUAUGUAAAUAAAAUACCUAUAAUUAUAAUAUUAAUAAAUAUUGUAUAUUUAUAUGAAAAAAAAAAAAAAAGAGAUUCCUGG
Molecule: messenger RNA, 15209 nt
Organism: Cinara cedri
Lineage: Eukaryota; Metazoa; Arthropoda; Insecta; Hemiptera; Aphididae
Source: the annotation of a GenBank genome assembly